AUGGCCGGCUUCAUUCAAAAAGGCGUCAAGAACAUUCUGUCCAAGCAGCCCAACGACGUCGUUAUCCUGUCAGCUCUACGAACCCCAGUCACUCGUGCAAAGAAAGGAGGAUUCAAGGAUGCUUACGAUCAUGAAUUGCUCGCACACGUCCUGAAGGCGACCCUCGAAGCCAACCCGAACUUAGACCCUGCGAAGAUCCAGGACAUCCAAAUAGGCAAUGUCCUCUCAGAACUUGGUGGCAGCAAGGCAGGCAGAAUGGCCUCAUUGCAUGUGGGAUACCCGGAGACCUCCUCGUUUCAAACCGUCAACAGAGCAUGUUCAAGUGGUCUUGCGGCCAUCACUGGUAUUGCUCAUUCCAUCGCUGUCGGCAGCAUCGACGUAGGUGUUGGUGGUGGUAUGGAGAGCAUGACCAGAAACUACGGUAGCCGAGCCAUCCCCACACAACUCUGGGACGAACUCAAGAACACAUCCGUCAAGGAUGCCAAGGACUGUAUUAUGUCCAUGGGUCUCACCGCUGAGAAUGUGGCCGAGCGUUAUGGAGUCUCAAGAGCGGACCAGGACGCAUUUGCCGCCAACUCACACCAGAAGGCAGCCAAGGCACAAAGAGAUGGACUAUUUGACAAGGAGAUCGUUCCCGUCAAGACAAGAACGCAUCCCAACCCGGAGACUCCUGAGGUUACCGAGGAGAUUAUCGUCAGCAAAGACGAUGGAAUCAGACCCAAGAGCACCCCAGAAAGCCUUGCAGGAAUGAAGCCUGCAUUUAAGCCUGAUGGUGCUGCCACAGCCGGAAACAGUAGUCAAGUGUCUGACGGUGCAGCUGCCGCAUUGAUGAUGAGAAGAAGCACUGCCAUCCAACUUGGUCUCGAGAAGAACAUCAUUGGCAAGUGGGCAGGUACUCAGGUUGUCGGUUGCAAGCCCGACGAGAUGGGCAUUGGUCCUGCUAUCGCCAUCCCCAAGCUGCUUGAGUACACUGGUAUCUCCACAGCCGAUGUUGGCAUCUGGGAGAUCAACGAAGCAUUCGCCAGUCAAGCCAUUCACUGUAUCCGAACCCUUGGCAUUUCCGAGGACAAGGUCAACCCCAAGGGUGGUGCUAUCGCCCUUGGUCACCCUCUUGGUGCCACUGGAGCUAGACAGCUCGCCACGCUUCUGCCUGAAAUGGAGAGACAAGGUCAAGAAAUUGGCCUAAUAUCCAUGUGUGUUGGAACAGGAAUGGGCAUGGCCAGUCUUAUUGUUCGCGAAUUCUGA
Aureobasidium melanogenum CBS 110374 is the source of this 1245-nucleotide messenger RNA. RefSeq names its product beta ketoadipyl CoA thiolase, TH2. The transcript has a single exon. NCBI's taxonomy places the organism in Eukaryota, Fungi, Ascomycota, Dothideomycetes, Dothideales, Saccotheciaceae. Gene Ontology annotation, biological process: fatty acid beta-oxidation; phenylacetate catabolic process. Gene Ontology annotation, molecular function: acetyl-CoA C-acyltransferase activity. Gene Ontology annotation, cellular component: peroxisome. The coding region runs from base 1 to 1245 and encodes 414 amino acids. The record is from RefSeq and is a predicted model, not a curated record.